GAUCAACUCUAGACGGUUUCAUUGAGUCUGAAAAGGGCCUGAGAUAUAAACAACUUUACAGGAAAAGAUUAUUGAAGAACAGUCUGAUAUACUGAUUUUUUUUUGAAGGUAAGGUCCCCCGUUUCUUUCGCUUAAUGAAACGAUCCAGAUGCUUCCAGGUUAUAGUGAUUUCGCCAACCUUUCGCCCUCAGAGAUUCAAGCAGAACUACAACUCCCAGCAUGCUCUGCCACGCAAACCGUUGAAGCUCGCUCAGUGGAGAGGGGGUGACUGGAGAGGAGAAUCGCCAGAUUCCCCCAACGUAGAAAACGGAAGGUCGGUUGGGGGAAGCCGUCUUUUUCAGAGACUAACUGACAUUAUGGCCAGUAGUGUCGUAAAAAUUAUUUCUUGGACAAGCAUGGCUGUGGCUUCCUCUGCUUUUUAUUUCUGCACCAACAAAUACCUAGAUCCCAGUGAUUUUGGAGCGAUCAGAUUCGGCAGAGCUAUAGCCACGACUGCUGUCAUUAGCUAUGACUAUUAUUUUUCUCUACGGAAAAUUCCUCAAGACCCCAAGGAGUAUGACGAAAUCAAAUCUAAGGUGCAUCUUCGCUCAGCUGAGCGCCUUCGUAAACUUUGCUUCGCCAACCGAGGCACCUUCAUCAAAGUGGGCCAGCACCUGGCAUCCCUGGAGUACCUCCUGCCUUCAGAAUAUACACGUACUUUGAAGGUCCUUCAGAGCCAGGCCCCACAAAGCCCUCUGGAAGACAUCGAGCAAGUGAUUGAAGAAGACCUUGGAAAAGAGAUAAAAGAUAUAUUUAAGAGUUUUGACAAGACCCCACUUGGGACUGCCUCCCUUGCCCAAGUCCAUAAGGCUGUAUUGCAUGAUGGAAGAACCGUCGCUGUGAAGGUCCAACACCCAAAGGUGCAGGCUCAAAGCUCUAAGGACAUUAUGCUGAUGGAGAUGCUUGUUUCAGCUGUAAAGUACUUAUUUCCUGAAUUUGAAUUCUCCUGGUUAGUGGAUGAGGCAAAGAAGAAUUUGAUUCUGGAACUAGACUUCCUCAAUGAAGGGAGAAAUGCCGAAAAGAUGGCUGAAAUGUUAAAAAAUGUUGAAGCCUUAAAGAUUCCUAAAAUUUAUUGGGAACUGUCCACUCGACGGGUCCUUCUGAUGGAAUUUUUGGAAGGUGGGCAGAUCAACGAUAAGGAAUAUAUAGUGAAGAACCGAAUUGACGUUAAUGAGAUUUCUCAAAUAUUGGGAACAAUGUAUAGUGAAAUGAUUUUUGUUCAUGGAUUUGUACAUUGUGAUCCUCACCCCGGCAAUUUGCUGGUGAGGAAAAAUGCCACAACCAGGAGGGAAGAAAUUAUUUUACUUGAUCAUGGGCAGUACCAGGUCUUGACAGAGGAGUUUCGCCUGAAUUAUUGUCACCUCUGGCAGGCCCUAAUCAAUGUUGAUAUGGAAAACGUGAAAAUUUACAGCCAGCGGCUUGGGGCAGGAGACCUAUACCCUCUAUUUGCUUGUAUGUUGACUGCCCGGACCUGGAACUCCGUCACCAAAGGCAUUAGCCAGGCGCCACUCACGAGUAGGGAGAAUCAAGAACUUCAAAAAAAUGUUACCACCUACCUCCCACAGAUAAGCCAACUUCUUAACAGAGUUCCAAGACAAACACUACUCAUCCUGAAGACCAAUGACCUUCUCCGCGGAAUCGAAACCACCUUGUGUACACGUGCCAGUGCUAGCUCAUUUCUCAUCAUGUCACGCUGCUGCACCCGAGCCCUUGCCGAACAUCGCAGAAAGAACACCUGCUCACUGCUGAAGAAAACACAGAUCUCUGUUGGAGAGUCUUUUUGUCUUUGGCAAAUCAACUUGCACGAACUCUUCCUACGCGUGAAAUGGUCCUGGCUUGGCAAUUGGGUUUCCACCUACCUCUUUUGGAAGUCCUCCUCAGACUGAGGAAAUGGACUACAACUUUCUUGCCCUUAACAGUGAUUAAGGCAAGAAAGGAUAAUUUCUUCAAUGUUGUGAUGAAUGGAACACCAGUCAUGUUUUUUUUUUCCUGUGGUUGUAACCUAUGAUGUGUCUUCCCUUCCCCCUCCUCUGUCUGUUAUCCUCUGUCUAUUGUCUUCUGUUGUCCUCUGUCUGUUGGUCUCUGUUGUCCUCUGUCUAUUUUCCUCUGUUGUCCUCUGUCUGUUGUCCUCUGUUGUCCUCUGUCCGUUUUCCUCUGUUGUCCUCUGUCCAUUGUCCUCUGUUUUUCUGUCUGCUGUUAGUAUACACCAAUAGUCACCGAAUCUACUAGCUCUCUCGUAAAAAGGUGGAAUACCUUUUUCACUCCCCUUCUUCUUUUGGAGCAAGAGGAAAAUUUGGGUAGGAAAAAACCCCACCAGCAAUUUGUUUCCUCCACCUCGGAAGCCCUGUACCAUUGAAUUUUGGGUACCAGAGCUCCCAACAAUCAAUCCAUCUUCUUUUCUCAAAGAUAGAACCUCGGGAGUAGAAUUCUAUUAUUUUUUUAUAUGGCAAGCUAUAUAACUCAUCUGCUGGAAUCCUCACUUGCCGAAUGGAUACUGCUUCCAUUGCUGAAUAGAUAGUGCUUCCCAUCACUGGGAUUAAGUUGGACUCCAGAAAAAGGGGAUCAUGACAGAUGAUUUUUUUACCAGUGGUGUUGCCUUGACUCCGUUUGGAAAGAAAUUGGGCAUUUCUUUCUAGGCCCUCCACACCAAAAAGUGUAAGAAAUGAAGAAAAUCUAUGAGAUAGAAGACAUUCUAUUUGUACUGCGAGCCUUGUCCAGAUAACAUAAACUAUAUUGUUUCCUGUUAAGGUUAUUGUUGUCCUCUGACUGUUGUCAGUAUGCCUCAAUAGUCACCAAAUCUACUAGCUCUCUCUUAAAAAGGUGGAAUACCUCUUUCACUCCCCUUCUUCUUUUGGAGCAAAGAAGAAAACUUGGGUAGGAAAAAAACCCCACCAGCAAUUUGUUUCCUCCUCCUCCGAAGCCCUGUACCAUUGAAUUUUGGGUACCAGAGCUCCCAACAAUCAAUCCAUCUUCUUUUCUCAAAGAUAGAACCUCAGGAGUAGAAUUCUAUUAUUUUUUUAUAUGGCAAGCUAUAUAACUCAUCUGCUGGAAUCCUCACUUGCCGAAUGGAUACUGCUUCCAUUGCUGAAUAGAUAGUGCUUCCCAUCACUGGGAUUAAGUUGGACUCCAGAAAAAGGGGAUCAUGACAGAUGAUUUUUUUUUACCAGUGGUGUUGCCUUGACUCCGUUUGGAAAGAAAUUGGGCAUUUCUUCUCCACACCAAAAAGUGUAAGAAAUGAAGAAAAUCUAUGAGAUAGAAGACAUUCUAUUUGUACUGCGAGCCCUGUCCAGAUAACAUAAACUUUAUUGUUUCCUGUUAAGGUUAUCGUUGUCCUCUGACUGUUGUCAGUAUGCCUCAAUAGUCACCGAAUCUACUAGCUCUCUCUUAAAAAGGUGGAAUACCUCUUUCACUCCCCUUCUUCUUUUGGAGCAAAGAAGAAAACUUGGGUAGGAAAAAACCCCACCAGCAAUUUGUUUCCUCCUCCUCCGAAGCCCGUCCUGUUGAAUUGGGCACCAGAGCUCCCAAUGAUACAUUUUCUUUUCUCAAAGAUAGAACCUCGGGAGUAGAAUUCUAUUUUUUUUAUAUGGCAAGCUAUAUAACUCAUCUGCUGGAAUCCUCACUUCCGAAUGGAUAUUGCUUCCAUUGCUGAAUAGAUAUUGCUCCAGAAAGAGCAAAUCAUAACAGAUGAAGCAAAAGAACAUGAUUGUUUGUUUUUUACCGGUGGUUUCCCUUGGCUUGUAUUGGAAAUAAAAUGGGCAUUUCUUUCCUAGUCCUCCACACCAAAAAGUAUAAGAAAUGAAGAAAGUCUACGAGAUAGAAGACAUUCUAUUUGUACUUCGAGCCCUGUCCAGAUAACAAACUUUAUUGUUUCCUUGUUAUGGUUAUUGUCCUAAUAAAAACUUCAGUGUUAAAAAAAACAAACAAACAACUUCCUGAUAUAUAUACUUUUGGUGCCAUCCCUAAUGAGAUGCCAUAAUGUAUGUUAAUGACCUUUACCAAGGUCUACUGGUCAUAGACCAACACCUCAUGCCAUAUAUCAAAGUAAAGUGCAUACAUAAUUUAGAAAUAAAGGGGUGAUAGGGAGCAACCCGGUAACUCAGUAGAUGAAGAGUCAGACCUAGAGAUGGGACCUGGGUUCAAACUGGCAUGAGACACUUGCCAGCUGUGUGACUCUGAGCAAGUCACUUAACCCCCAUUGCCUAGCCUUUACCGCUCUUUUGCUUCAGAACCAAUGCACAGUAUUGAUUCCAAGACGGAAGGUAGGGGUUUAAAAAAAAGAAAGAAAAAGGGCCACCACUACGUUGUAGUCAGGGGUAAAGUAUAGAUAGGAAAAAAAUAAUAAACUUGAAAGACAAGCAGAAUUCCAGAAAUCAGAAUUGUGGCAAUAUUGUUACGAUGAUCAACUGUGAAUGACUUUGCUAUUCUGACCAAGAUAAUUGCAGAGGACUUAAUGAUGAAAAAUACUAUCCACCUACCCAGAGAGAACUAUAGAUUGAAGCAUAUUUUUCUCACUUUAUUUUUCUUGGAGUUUUUUGGUAACAUGGCUAAUAUGGAAGAAGUAUGUUUUACAUUAUUUCACAUAUAUAAUUGAUGUCACAUAUUUUACCUUUGUAAUGGGGGGGAGGGAUAGGAUGGAGAGGGAGAGAUUUCAGAACUCAAAAAAAUUUAAUGAAUGCUAAAAAUAAAUAAAUUAUAGAAUGUGUUUUAAAAGGAAGGCAGUUCAAAUCCUAAUUCUGGGUCAGCUAGAUGGCUUAGUGGAUAAAGAGCCAGGCCUGGAGUCCAGAGGACCUGGCUUCAAAUCUGGCCUCAGAUAGUUCUACCUGUGUGACCCUGGGCAAGUCACUUAACUCCAAUUGCCUAGCCCUCAGUGCUUUUACUUAGUAUCUAAGACAGAAGGUAAGAGUUACAAAAAAAAAAAAUCCUACCUCAGACACUAGCUAUUUGACCUUAAACAAGUCAUUUAAGCCAUGUCUACCUCAGUUUCCUCAAUUGUAAAAUGGGGAUAAUAAUAGCACCCACCUCAAGGUUGUUGUGAGGAUGAAAUAAGAUAUUUAUAAAAGGCUUAGCACACUUUUAUUGGCAAAAAUGUCAAUAAAUGUUUGUUCCUUCUUUCUGAUGAGAUCAGAGUAUGUAACAAGGUAAGAGAAUUUUCAGAGCUGCUUUAAUUCUGUUUCACCUAAUCCUCCAGAACAGAAAAGUCCUGGAUUUGAUUGGACUUCAGCUCAUAUGCUCCCUUUAAAGGUACUAUGAGAUUUGAAGGUGAAAGGAAUAUCAUCUAGUCUGUUUAGUGGCAUUUUAGUUGUGGUUUAAAGGAAUUUGAUAGACUAAAAGAGAGUUGGGCAUCUAGGUUGCUCAGUGGAUAGAGCACAGGUCCUGGAAUCAGGAAGACCUGAGUUCAAAUCUAGCUUCAGAUAGUUACUUAGCUGUGUGUGACCCUGGGCAACUCACUUAACCCUGUUUACCUCAGUUUGCUCAUCUGUAAAAUGAGCUGGAGAAGGAAAGGCAAACCACUCCAGUAUUUUUGCCAAGAAAACCCAAAUGGUGUCAUGAAGAGUCAGACAUGAUUGAAAUGACUGAAUAAUAACAACAAAAGGGAGAUGGAUGACAUUCCAAGCCUCUCCCACCAUAGAGAAGGAUACUGAAGUUCCCAGAGGGCAAGUGACUUACUCAAGGUUACACAAGAAGUCAGUAUUGGAGUUGAGAUUCUCCUUCCUCUGGUACAAUGCAACUUUAUAUUGGGCAGUCAUUUCAGUGAUCAAGAACUAUUCUCAGGCCCCUCUAAGUCUCCCCAGAAAAAUUCUUUUGAAAACCCUGUCUUUAAUCACAAUAUUUGUGGCAUUUUAGAUUUCAAUGGCCCAUCAUGGUCACUGGGAGUUUUGAAUUUUAUGGGGAAAGAUAGUCUUUAACUUCCUUAGAGACAAUAUGGUAUAACAGUCAUGAAGAUCUGAGUUCAAGUGUUGCCUCUGGAACAUAUUAACUGUGUGACUCUGGAUAAGUCACUUAACUCCUCACUGUCCCCAAGCAAUCCUCUUAGACAUGAUGUGAUUCAGGAAAGUAUUAGUAGGAAUUCCUCCUCUGGAGAUUUCCAAGCUGGUGAAAUCCAGGUCCUAUCCAACAAUAAUUAAAUGCUUUCCUGGAUUUUGUUGUGUGGUUUUUCCAUAGUGUCUGAGGUUGCAUGAUUCCAUAAGGAAACUGGGCCAAAGUGAUCUGCCCAAGGUCCCACAAGCAGUGUUUGAAGUCAGGUUUAAACUCUGGAAGAUGAGUCUUCCUGGGUCUAAGCUUGGACUGCCCAACUAUCUUGGUAUUGGAAUUUAAAAGUUGCCAAUGGGUUGGCUUGCCAAAAAGCUAUAAUGUUUAUUCUGUGUUUGUUCUGUUGGUCAAUUUGGAAAUCAAAAAGUCCUGCUUUCAAGAAAAUGGUACUUUGGGAAUAAAAGAUUCAAGGGGCAAGUAGAUGGGGGGAGUGAUGGUGAAGUUGACCUGAAAGGGACUGACUAAAUUAGUCCAGUCUACACCCUGGGACCUGUUGGGGAGGGGGUAGUGUAGAUGGAGCUUAGCAAUUCAAUGUAACACAUUUUUACAAAGCAUCUGGAAUCAGCUUGUAAACAACAGGCAUAUAUUAAGCCUCUACUAUUACAAGGCACUGUUCUAAGCACUAGAUUUACAAAGAGGGGCAAAAAGUAGUCCCUUACUUGCUGGAGGAGCUGUGAAUUGAUCCCACCAUUUUGGAAAGUAAUUUGGAACUAUGCCCAAAGGACUAUAAAACAAUACAUCCUCUUUCUUUGAUCCAGUAAUACCAGGACUAGGUCUGUAUCCCAAAGAGGAAAAAAAGGAGAAAGUACCUGAUUGUACAAAAAUAUUUGUGGCUGCACUUUUUGUGGUCAUAAAGAAUUGGAAACUAAAAGAAUGUCCCUCCAUUGGGGAAUAGCUGAACAAAUUGUGGUAUAUGAUGGUGAUGAAAUACGAUUGAGCUGUAAGAAAUGAUGGACAGGAGGAUUUCAGAAAGAACUGGAAAGACUUUCAUGGACUGAUGCAGAGUAAAAUAAGCAGAACCAGCAGACGUUGUACACAGCAACAGCAAUAUUAUAUGAUGAUCCACUGUUGUGAAAGACUUGGCUCCUCUCAGCAAAUACAAUGAUCCAGGACAAUUCUGAAGGACUUAUCACAAUGCUAUUCACCUCCAGAGAUAGAACUGAGGAGUCAGAAUGCAGAUGAAAGCAUGUGAUUUUUCACUUGUUUAUUUGGAUUUGUGUUUUGGGAUUUUGGUUUCAUAAGAUUAUUUAUUUACAAAAAUGAAUAAAAUGGAAAUAAAAUAAAAUAAAACAGCCCCUGCUUUCAUGGGUCUCAUUAUUUAAUGGGGGAUUAAGAAAAAAAUAAGACAACAAGGCAUACAUAGGAUAAUCCAGAGGAAAAGUAGGGACAUCUAGGUCGAUAAAUGAAUUGACAGCUAGGCCUGGAAUUAGAAAGACCAAAGUUCAAAUCUGGCCAUAGACACUUCCUAGCUGUGUGACCCUGGGUAAGUCACUUAAUGAGAAUUAUCUGACCCUUAUCACUAAUCAUUCUUUUACCUCAGAAUGGAUACUUAUAGUAUCAAUUCUAGCCAAGAGUAAGGUUUCAAAUUAAAAAAAAAAGGCACCAAUAUUAAGGGGGAAGAGUUUCUUAUUAAAAACACCUCUAUGGGGAGGAAGGCCUGUCCUUAUGGUUUUUAGAGUCUACAACCAUGUUGGUGAACCUGUCAACUUGAAAUCUGUGAACCCCAAGUUUAUCUUAAAAGUUUCUCCCUUUGUAUCAAAGUCCUCUCCUAAGUAGCCCAACCCUUGGCAGGACUCUGUCUUUAGUAUCCAUUGUAAAGCAUCAGCCUCUCCCUGAUAAUCUGGACUUCUCAUUUCCUUGUAGCCAAUCAAUCAUACUUCCCUGUCUUUAAUUCCUCAAAAGGUGUAUAAGAUCCCUGUGUUUUAUUGUUCUUUGGAGAAUCAUCUAGUGUGGUGAUUCUCUCAGAGACACUGUUGCCAGAGACCCAGAGCCUUUGGUUCUGUGUGGUUUUUAAACUUUUGCUCUUGUGUGGUGGCUGAACGUUGAGCAUGUCUCUUGUCCUGAUUAAAGAUUUGGUUUUAUUACUAUUUUAGUGGUUUAUGUGUUUUUCAAAUUGUCAUAAAUGGAGGUCCCACCAAAAUUCAAAGUUAUGGAUUCUAGAAGUGUGGUACCCAUAGGAACACAUUGAGUUCCAGACUUUGAUUAGCAGGCUGGCUAGGUAAGUGAAAACUGAACAAAGAACUGGGGUCUGGUGUAUUUGGGAAGCAUGAACCAAUCUUUAAUUAGGGCUUCAUGGGUGGACACAGUGUCGUGCAGCUCUGGUGAGUCCCCUGUUGAGGGGAAAGUGGCAGAUUACCAAGUACCUGGGGGUUUGGGGAUAUAGAUGUGCAUAUGGUUGCCAAAAGUCACCUAACUCUGACCCAAUCAUUUUUUUCUUUUUGGCCAAAAUGAGUUUCUUUUCAAACUGACUGCAUCCUUCAUACUCAGGCAUAUUUUUGGUUUUGGAACCAAGGUUAAUUCAACCCAAGGGCUUAAUCUUAAGUUCUGGGUAACUGCCUUGAAUCAAUUAAAAUAGAGAAAGGUUCCUCAUGGCAGGAAAUACUAUAGCUCAAGGUUUUUAAUGGUUGUAAAUUUUUGGUGGAAAAGCUUCUCAUAGAAGCUUGAGAACUGAAGUUCUUGGUUUCUUUUGGAUUUUUUCUGGGUUUUCUCUAUAUUGUAUUUCUAAUGUAUUUCUUAGAUGGAAGCUUCUCUAAUAAUAACCUUAAAAGUUUGCAAUUUAAAUGUCAGCCAAUAAUGUCUGACAUUAUACUAAUAGUUGAUUCCUCCCAAAAGCUGAAAAAUAUAGGAAUUCGCUAUCUGGAUGUCAAAAUCUCCUACAGGAGACAAAGGAAGGUCCAGGAUUCAUAACAUUAAAUUUUAAUCUUUUCUUUCCAAUUUUGGUAUGGCUAAUGUGAGAAAAUAUUGCAUAUCAACAGCAGUUAAUUUUUAAUGAUCCUAGUAAUUAGAUACACUUUUAUUCUAGGUAUCAACUCUUGAUUUGAAUGCUCUAAUUUCACAUUUUGUUAAACUAUUACUUAUGUCUAGAGAACAAGGCUUUUCUGAAUAACGUGCAUGUGUUCUGGAGUAUAAGAAAAAUCAUUUUAGUUGGGUAACCAGCAAGCCUGACUAGUUAUUGUGUUGUUGUAAAUGGACAAGAAAUAUUUGGAAAAAUGCUUUGUGUUUAAUGGUAAAAGACCCUGAGCAUUUUAAAUGAACAACCAAAUUCCUUUUAGAAAUGGCUUCUGCCUUAGACGGAAAGAAAGAUGUUUAGGGCAUGGCUGAUGGAAAUGCAAUUUUUGGAGCCACAGGUGAAAUUAGAAUAAAAAGGUAAAGAAAUGGGGAUGGAUAGCCAUUGUAAUUUAAGUAAUCUAAAAAUUUUCCUUGAUAAUCCUAAAUUUUUGUCUUUGGUGAGGAAUCUUUAUGGAUUCUACUUUUUUGAGAAGUAAAGGCCAUGCAUUGCAGCCUAAUUUUUGAAGUUUUUUUAGGUAAAUUUCCAGAGUGCAACCAUUACAUAGAUAAGUUUGGGUUUUUUUUUUAAGACUAGUAAAUUCUGAUGAUUGCUCUACAUAGUAAUUUACCUUUAUCUCUUCCUUUUUUAAGUCUGGAAGACUGACCGUAUUCAGCAUCUACCCUUGAGUAUUAUUUUUUUCUGAUAGAUAACCAUUGGCACAGGCUGCUAUUAGUAAAGAAUUUUCCCAUCUGGGAAUUUUCUAGUGAUACUCUGCAUUUACCACUCCCAUCCUAAAUGUGGCUGAAGUUAUUAGAAUUUAUAAAUAUUAUUUGUGCUAGAUUUCUUGUGAGAAUUCAUCAGAAUCCCACGAACCCUAAUGAUUAUCCCAGCCAUUUCCUAGGGAGCCAAAACCUAGGCAAGAUUUUUACAGCCUGGAUCCUGGAAGAAAAGAAUUUACUGAAAACAUGUCUUCAAGGAACCUCACAGCCAUAGAAGAAAGACUUCACCAUGCCUCCAAGGACUACUGAACUGAAUAAGUAUUUUGUUUGUUCUUAUUUUCAGUGCCUUUUAGAAUUGUUGAUUAGAUUUGUUGAUAGAAUCUUGAACCACAUGUAAAAUUUGCCAUUUUUAUUUUUUCCCUGGAAAUUCUAAUAGUAUACAUUUACCUUUUAAGGUUAGCCAUUACCUUAACAUGAAAAGUAGAAAGGAAAAGAGCUAGUUCUCAUAACUAGCUAAAGUAGGAAAAUUUCAACUAGUAGCAUUUGAUUUUGUUAUGAGGCUUAAUAUAACAUCUAUUAAUUUGAAAGUUUACAACAAAAUUUCCAGAGGGCUUUUCUAGAAUUGCAUAAGAUACAGUUCAGUAUAGAUGUAGAAUUGCAAAAUGUAAUUUUCUCAAGGUGAUAUUAGAAGAAUUUAGGAAAGAGUAAUGGAGCCUGAUGAUUUUUAUGGAGAUAAAUGUUAACAAGAGAAUAGGUUGUUUUUUAACCCUGAACAUGAUGAUUGGAGGGAACUGCCAUUUAAGGUUGAAUUGUAUGGGAAGAUAACUGGAAAGAAUGCUAUGGAGAAAAUUGGUUAGUGAUGUAAGCAGUCCUAUGACUGACUUCUGGUAACUCAUGUAUAGUUCUGGAUAGGGGAAGGCUGAGAGGGUGCUCAGCUGAAUUCCUUAGAAAGAAAUUUCAGUGUCACAUCUGGCAGGUUCUACACAUGGCUAUGCAUCAUUGCCAACUUAUACAUGGCCUGAAUACUCUAAAUUACAGGAGCAUUUCUCCCUUAUUUUAGUUAUUUCCCUCUUUUGUCCUGUUAUGGCAAGUUUUUGGAAAUCAUGGAAAGUAGAAAGUCAUAGAUAGGCAAAUCUUAAAAAUAUAUAGGAAUUGAAGAGAUAGAUAUGUUUUUACAAUAUGAUUACUUUGAUAGAGUAAGACAGUUUUUUCUGAUCAAGUAUAUAGCUUACGUAUAUUUGUAAAUGGUAUAAAUUGAUAUUAAUAGAAAGAAUAAGAGGUUGUUAAAAACUAACUAAUGAGGUUUCUUUUAAUAUUGACCUAAGCACCAGUGUCAAGUACUAUUUAAGGAUUGAUAACAUUUAAAUCAGGCCAAAAUUAACAGCAUAGUUUAUUCCUAUAUGUAAUAGUGAGUAAAUAUAUGGAUAGUCGAUCAAUUUCUAUUGGAGAAUUUAGUUAUAGAUUUCUCAUGUUUUCUCUUCUAGCAAUGAAACUUCUACGAAAGAAAACGGACACUGAAGCCUUCAUCAAAACCCACUGGACUGGAAAGAUUGAAAGGCUUUGGGAAAUAUGGGGUAAAGUUAAGAUUUUGCCAAAAGGCAGAGUUCCUGCCUUUUCUGGCUAACUGUCAAUGCAUCACUGCAUAUGGGGAGUGCCCCCAGAAGGCCAUUUGUCUAUACUUAAUGUCCCAUGUUUUCCAUCCUUAGUAACAGGGUCAAUCUUUCUUAAACACACACCCCUUUGUCCUUUUGUGUGGUCAAUGGAGAAUUUUAGCCUUGACCACAAAGGGGAUGUGUCAACUUGAAAUCUUUAAACCCCAAGUUUGCCCCUAUCCCUUGUUUCCAUCUGAAUAAUAGACCUAAAAUAAUUAAUGAUUCCAGUUUAGGUGAACUAGCAGAUAAAAUCAAAUGUUAAGCACUCUUUUUAUCUUUGAAGUUUCUCCCAUUGUAUCAAAGUCCUCUCGUAGGUAGCCUAGCUCUUUGCUCAGACUCUGCCUUUAGUAUCCAUUGUAAAGCAUCAGUCUCACCCUGAUAAUCUCAUCUUGGACUUCUCAUUUCCUUGUAGCCAUUGUAAAGCCAAUCAAUCAUACUUCCCUGUCUUUAGUUCCCCAAAAGGUAUAUAAGAGUCCUAUGUUUUAUUAUUCUUUGGAGAAUCAUCUAGUGUGGUGAUUCUCUCGGAGACACCAUUCCUGGAGUCCCAGAGCCUUGGUUCUAUGGAGUUUUUAAACUCUUGACUCUUGUGUGGUGGCUGAAUAUUGAGCACUGUCUCUUGUCCUGAUUAAAGAUUUGGUUUUAUUACUACUUUAGUGGUUCUGUGUUUCUUCAAGUUGGCAAAUCUAUGGCCUGAGUGCUGGAGGGGGGCUCCUCCCUCUUCACCAUGCCUGAGGACAUUUCUCUCAUCACCAGCCUCUCUGCCCAGCAGCCCAAUGGGAGUGCUUCCUCCCUCCCCUGUCUGAGAUAACGUACAGGGGCUCACAUGUGGCAGAGGGUUGCAAUUUGGGCACUCAGACUCUAAAAGGUUCACCAUCACUGGUCUAGAAGGAGCCUUGGAGCAGUGAACCCCAGUAAUAUAUGAUCAGUUCAUUACAUGUAAAAUGCUAAUGAAGCUUCCACAGUGAGUAAGUUAGUGUGAAUUUUAUUAGAGAAAGAGGUUUCUGGCUGUUGUCCCCCAGGCUUAGCCUUAGGGUGGAAUGGUUUGUGAAGCCCAGAGUACUGGAGAGUAGAAUUUCUCAGUGCUACCUACUAUGAUUAUGAAAUAGCUUUAGACUCACUUCUCCAGCCUGAGCCCCUCCCUGAUUUCCCUCUCUGUCGCAUUGAAGAAGCCAUAAGGUUUGACAGAUGAUUGAGCUUAGAGCUUUCUUAUAAAAUGCAGUCACUUUUUGCCUGAAGCAAUGAUAAUAUCUAUCUGGAAACCAGCAAAAGCUGGCUUUCUGAGUCCUUUAAUACACAGACACUUUUUAGUGAAUUUAGCUUCAGUAAAAAGCAUGAUUGAUGGUCUAAGAAUAGGAUAUUCCUUGUACAACAAUUAGGAUGUUGGCCUUGGAAAUGGAGCUCCUUAUUGGUCUUAGAAAGGGUUAGUUCUUAGGAUCAGUGAUUUAGAGUGAAGAGGUUUUACCCUGAUUUUUACCCUGAUUCUACAUUUUGUAGAUGAGGAAAUAGAUGUUGGAAGAUGUAAUAAUUUCCCCAAGGUAAAAUAAGUUUAGUAAGAAUGCUUCAGAGGUGGGAUUUGGGUCUAGAUCCUCUACCUGCAAAGUCCACUAUUUUCUCUCUCCUGUGGUUCUAAGAAGCUGUAGCAUGUGUAGUGACCACAUCCUGGUAAAACCUUCUCAAUAGGCAGCCUAAACCAGUUUGAGGCUAACUGACAAGCCUCAAACCCGUUAGUGACUUAAGGGGGUGUCUAUCCCCAGCAUGUGAAGAAUUCCCCUGGAGGAAUGGGCAGAUGAGAACAAUUCAUUCCAAUGGCCAUGAAGGUGGCUAGAGUAGGCUCUACAGAAUACUUAGAGCUUGGUCAGACAUCUAAGAUGCCAAAGUCAUCCACUGUAUCCUGGGCCAUUGACAGUCAUCCUGAGUUUUGUUGUGCUACUGGAUUUUGAUGAUUCUGGAAGAAAAAAUGAGGCUGAGGACUUUGUGCAGCUCUGCCUCACUUUAAUGUAUUCACAAGUCAAGACAUCACCUUCAUGAUGACAUUGAUCCUCUUCAAAAACAAAGGGUAGGGGCACCAGUGGUUUGAGAGCUAGACCUAGAAAUAAGAGGUCCUGCCUUCAAAUCUGACCUCAGACACUUCCUACCUAUGUAUCCCUGGGCAAGUCACUUAAUCCCUAUUGCCUAAACCUUACUGUACUUCUGCCUUAGAACCAAUAUACAGUACUGAUUCCAGGACAGAAGGUUAGGGUUAAAAAAGGAAAAGGGUUGAACAGAAAAACUGUUCUCUGAAAAUCUAGAUCUCUUUAGGUUCAGCACCCCUUCCACUACAUACUCUCCUUAGCUAUUAAUAUGGAACUUAAGAGCUGGAAGAGAUGUUCAAAGUAAUCUAGCUCAGCCACUUCAUUUUCCAGAUUAGGAAAUUGAGAAAGAGAGAUCAAGUCUCAUAGUCACACAAUAAACAGCAAAAGUGGAUGUGAACUCAGAUCUUCUGACUCUUAGUCUAAUGCCUUUUCUGUAUAUCUACUCUUUGCAACUUUCCACUAAAAAUUUCAAUAAAUUUUUCUUUGAUGCUGUUUUCUCCUGAUGCCACUUUUGGAUCAGUUACUUAUGAAGUUGUGCGAUGCGGCCAGUAAAUGGGCUAUAUGAUCUAAAUUACUCAUAAUUAAAAAUAGAUGUCACUAAUAAUUAGAGAAAUACAAAUUAAAACAGUGGCCAGUGAGAUGGCACAGCAGAAACAAUACUGGGCCUACUAGAAUCAGAAAGACCUAAGUUCAAAUCCAGCCUCAGAUAUUUAUUGGCUGUAUGAUCCUAGGCAAGUGAUUUAACCAUAGGUACCUCAGUUUCCUCAUCUGGAAAAGGUGGAGAAGGUAAUUGCACUGUAGGAUCUUUGCUAAGAAAACUUCAAAAUGGAGUCAUAAAGAGUGGGGCACAACUGAGAUGACUGAACAAGAAAAAUUAAAACAACUCUGAGGCUUUAUUACUUACUAGAUUAGCAAAGCUGACACAAAAGGAAACUGACAAAUGCUAAAAGGACUCUGGGAAAAUAGGUACAUUAAUGUACUAUUAGUAGAGUUUUGUAACCUAGUCCAGCCACCCUGGAAAGCAAUUUGGAGCUGUGAAAGGCAAUUUUUUUAUUCCCUUUGUCUAUUUUAAGUUAAUCAACCAGGAACUUGAAGUACCCCUACUUAACACUUAGUAAGUCACUAACAAAGAGAGUUCAUACAUACUUAGUCAUUAACAUUUUGUUAAUCCUAAAAGACCACAAGCACUGACCCCCCUCUUCCUUCCCCAGUGGUAGGCAAAUUGAGAGACUUUGGUUCCUAAGAUGUGAUAGACCAGCCUAUAAGUGAAAGGAAGGAAAAACCAGAGAGACAGGAAGUGAUGUGGAGAAAACUGCUUAUAUGCCAAGGACAUUCUGAGGGACUUCUGCUGCCUUGGUGCCUCUUGCUGAGGAAGGACUUAUGUGUUGGAGUCUUUUGCCUUGGACUUCUGCACUGGAGAUUGAUUCUGUGCUGGUAAGACUCUUGCUGAAGAGACUACCGUGACUCCUGGUUGGAGAUCAGGAUGUGAGGGACCCUUUGUUGGAGCUGAGCUGGAUUUCUUCAGAUCCGCAAUUAUAGGGUAUUUAGCUAGGCAAUAUUUUCUACCUUCUUCCUACAUUUCCCUCUUUACAAUCUCUACCCUGCUGUAACAAAGCUACUAAAGCUACUAAUAGACUCAGUUUCGUUUUUAAUUUUUAUAAAUGGUGACCACAAGAAGUUUUUUAAUUAUUACAAAGCAAUGUUCAAAAAACUAUUAAACUGUGCAUAUCUUUUGACCCGAUAAUACCACUACUCAGGCUGUACCAAAAGAGAUCAAAGAAAGAGGAAAAGAACUUAUGUUUUAAAAAAAAAUUAUACCAGAUAGCAAGGAAUUGGAAACUGAGGGAGUGCCACUCAAUUGGGGAAUGGCUGAACACGUUACAUUGUAUGAUUGCAAUGGAAUACUAUCAUGUUAUAAGACAUAAUAAAGGGGAUAAUUUCAGGGGGAAGAUUUGUAUGAACUAAUGCAAAGCUUGAUGAGCUGAACCAGGAGAACAAUUGAUGAAAUAACAAUGGUACUGUAAAGAUAAACAAUUUUGAAAGAUUUUGUAACUGAUCCACACAAUGGAACCACUCCAUAGUUCUAGAAAUGAAACAUGCUUCUCACCUCUUGAUAGAAAAGUGAUGGAUUCAGAGUGCAUUUUGAGACAUAUUUGGUUUUGGACAUGCCUGAUGAAGGAAUUUGUUUAGCUGGAUUCUACAUGUUUUUAUAAGAGGAGCUUUGUUGUUGUUUGCUUCCUCAGUAUAGGGGAUAAGGGGGAAUGGGAAGGAGAAAUAAGGAGAGGUUUGGGGGAAGCAUUGUAGAAUGUGAUAUUUUUUGCUAUUUUCUGAAAAGUUACAAAAAGAACUGAUGUUCAAAAUCUUACCAAAUCAGGAAAAUUAUUCUCCUCUAUCACCUUCAUAUACUCAUAUAGAGUAGUUGCUAUUAAAUAUUCCUCUCUCACCACAUUUCAAUAACUUUCAGGGAGGCAUAGCUGAUAGAUAAACUAAGUUUCUCCCUUCAGGAUCUCAAAUGCCUGAUCAUGAAGAUAGCCCCUCAAUAUUGUACUCUCUUCCUUCCCUACUAGGUCAUAAAAGAAAAUGCAGUUGGUGGUGCAGUGGUUAGAGCUCUUGGCCUGGAAUCAGGAAUGUCUGAGUUUAAACCUGGUCUCAGAUACUUCUUAGCUGUGUGAUCUUGGAUAAAUCACUUAACCUCUGUUUGCCUCAGUUUCCAUAACUAUAAAAUGAGAGUAAUAAGAGCACCUAAUUCCCAGGGUUUCUUUGAAUAUAAAAUAAGAUAAAAUUUAUAAAAAGUACUUAGCACAUAGUAGGAACUAUAGAAAUGCUUCUUCUUUUCUCCUCUCCUCUCUACUCCACACUUAUCAUGAAAGUUAAUUAUUGUAAGGCUGGGCCUAACUUAAUAUAGUAUUUUGUGUGUGAAGUUUAAAAUAUAAUUAGGCAUUAUAGACCUUAAGAUGUAUCUAAAACCAUUUUAUCAAUAUAAUUCUGGUUUCCAGCCAAGCCUGGAAUAUUUUUUUAAAAUAGUUUAUUAUUUUCAUUUUUAAUAAAGAAAAAAUUUUAAAAUGUUAAUGUCUCUUCCACUACUCUCACCCCCAUCGAGCAAAUAAAAAUAAAAUAAGUAAACACUUUUAUAUAGCUGCAUACUCCAAUCAAACAACUUCCCAUACUAGUCAAAAACUUUUCUCUCUCUGUAUAUUAAGUUCAUCACUUCUCUGUGAAGAGAACAUUCAACUUCAUUCUUCGGUACUUAUAGUUUAUCAUUGUGUUGAUUAGAGUUCUAAAUGCCUUCAAAGUUAUUUUUCACUGCAGUGUUAUUAAAUUGUCCUCCCAGCUCUACUCACUGCAUUGAUUCAUAAAAGUCUUUCCAGUAUUCUCUGGAUAUUUUCCAUGUCAUCAUUUCUUAUAGCAUAUUGAUUUACUACAUUAUAUUCAUAUGCCACAAUUUGUUUAGUCAUUCCCUAAUAGGAGGACAUAUCACAUCCCACCCCCCAUCCAGUUUCCUUUUUUUUUGGCUACUAUGAAAAGAACUGCUAUGAAAUCUUUUUUAUUUAUGGGUCAUUUUCCUUUUUCAUUGA
Molecule: messenger RNA, 17076 nt
Organism: Monodelphis domestica (gray short-tailed opossum)
Lineage: Eukaryota; Metazoa; Chordata; Mammalia; Didelphimorphia; Didelphidae
Gene: ADCK1
Product: aarF domain containing kinase 1
Biological process (GO): mitochondrion organization; lipid homeostasis
Cellular component (GO): mitochondrial inner membrane
Source: RefSeq, a predicted model, not a curated record